This is a messenger RNA of Acanthosepion pharaonis, 1575 nucleotides long. Lineage: Eukaryota; Metazoa; Mollusca; Cephalopoda; Sepiida; Sepiidae. The record is from the annotation of a GenBank genome assembly.
AUGCAGGUGUGUUUUGAACCUGGUCCAUUUCCUUCCCUCACAAAGAAUGACUACAAAGCCCAUGAUAAACUCGAAGUACAUCCUUCGGAGGCUGAGAGCAUCAAAUCAGUGGUCCAUCGUGCUGAGACGCUGAAGCUUAUUGAGGAACUAACCCCUGGAGAUCAUGAUGCUGAGGAAUUGGCUGCCAUCCUUUAUGACAUCAACCUUCAGUCUCUGUUGUGGGCUCAUGAUGAAAUUGCUGAAAAGAAUUUUGAAGAGGAAUAUGAAACACAACAGUUGGAUUCUCCUCCUCCGCCCGUUUUCUCCUCAAUACAAGAUUCAGUUCGAUUGGUUGGCAUUAGAAAGAACAAAAAUGAACCUUUGGGCAUAACAGUGAAGUUAGACGACAACAACGAACUAAUUGUGGCCAGAAUCAUCACUGGAAGUAUGAUUGCCAAACAGGGUUUGCUUCAAGAAGGAGACAUCAUUAAGGAAGUUAACAGUAUUCCUGUACAAUUACCAGAACAACUUAUGGACAUCAUAAAACAUUCUAACGACAGCAUUAUGUUGAAAAUCUGGCCAAACCUCCAAAGACAAAGUCGAAAAUCAGACGUGUUCAUUAAAGCGCAUUUCAAUUAUGACCCCUACAAGGAUCGCUUGAUUCCAUGUAAAGAAGCUGGAUUGCCUUUCAAAGAUGGUGACAUCCUUGAAAUCUUAUGCAAUGAUGAUGCCAACUGGUGGCAGGCUCGGAAAGUUAAUGGAGAUAGCAUAGCAGGCAUCAUUCCAUCACGAUCAUUGGAAGAAAAAAGAAAAGCUUUUGUUUCACCAGAGUAUGAUUACUCAAAAAGCUUCUUCUGUGGUUUUAAAAGGAAAAAGAAGAUCAAGUACAACACUAAAAACAACAAAGACUAUGACAAAUGUGAAAUCAUGAUCUAUGAAGAGGUAAUUAAGAUGCCGCCUUUCCAGAGGAAAACUCUUGUCCUUGUUGGAGCUUCAGGAGUUGGUAGACGAUCUCUCAAAGAAAGGCUCAUAAAGUCUGACCCCACAAGGUUUGCUGCAGUUAUGCCACACACCUCAAGAGCUCCAAGGGAGGGUGAAGUCCACGGACAAGGUUAUUUUUUCAUGGAACGUGAGGCAAUGGAAGAAGAUAUCCAAAAUGAGAAAUUUUUGGAACACGGCGAAUAUAAUGGCAACUUGUAUGGCACAAAAAUAGAUUCGAUUUUUCAGGUGAUCAGAUCAUCCAAAAUGUGUGUCCUUGAUGUCAAUCCAACAUCAUUAAAAGUGUUGAAAACUUCAGAUUUCAUGCCUUUCAUUGUAUUCAUUGCGGCUCCAAACUCUGAUGUACUGAGAAAGAUGUACGAGAAUGGAAGAAGAGCUACUGGUUACAAGAGAGGGGGAAGACCAGCAGAGAUAAAAUCGGAGGAAAAUUUCCUGGAGAUGGUUGAAGAGAGUAUGCAGAUUGAACAAGUCUACAAAAGUUAUUUUGAUUUGACGAUCAUUAAUGAUGACUUCAACCAGUCGUUUGAAACACUCCAAAAAGCUGUUGAUGAGCUGAGCCAUGAAACCCAAUGGGUACCACUCAACUGGGUCUACUAG